Choloepus didactylus (southern two-toed sloth) is the source of this 8155-nucleotide messenger RNA. It is a transcript of the gene COL5A1, whose product is annotated as collagen type V alpha 1 chain. The transcript is spliced from 67 exons. The coding region runs from base 421 to 5976 and encodes 1851 amino acids. The record is from RefSeq and is a predicted model, not a curated record. NCBI's taxonomy places the organism in Eukaryota, Metazoa, Chordata, Mammalia, Pilosa, Megalonychidae. Gene Ontology annotation, molecular function: extracellular matrix structural constituent.
GGGGAAAAAGUGCACGGCGCCCCGGCCAGCUCCGCACUCCUCGUCCCCGCGGCUGGUGCAGGACCUCACUCGAGCGCGGCGCCCACGAGGAGCGGGUCGCGGGGCGGCGGCGGCGAGGAGCAGGCGGCGGCCGCGGCCCGGAGGAGCUGGAGGAGGAGGAGGAGGGGGCGAGGGCAGGCGAGCCGAUCGGGGGUCCCGGCCGCCCCGCGGGCCAAGGUCGAGCUCUCCCCGCGCGGGGGCGAGGGCGCCCACAGACCCCUUCCCGAGUAGCCCCCGCCACAAAGGAGAGAGCCGGCGACGAGCUCCCCAUGACCUCCUAGAGUUGUGCGGUCGCCGCUGAGUCCGCUGCCCGGGCCGUGCCCCGCGCCCCCCGUGCGUCCCCCCCGCGUCCCCGUGCGCGCCGACCCGCGUCCCGCCGGCAUGGACGUCCACACCCGCUGGAAAGCGCGCAGCCCGCUGCGCCCCGGCGCCCCGCUGCUGCCCCCGCCGCCGGUGCUGCUGCUGCUGCUGCUGCUGUGGGCGCCGCCUCCGAGCCGCGCAGCUCAGCCAGCAGAUCUCCUGAAGGUUCUAGAUUUUCCCAGUUUGCCUGAUGGAAUAACAAAGACGACAGGUUUCUGCACAACACGGCGUUCCUCCACGGGACCCGAUGUUGCCUACAGGGUCACGAAAGAUGCUCAGCUCAGUGCGCCCACCAAGCAGCUAUACCCUGCGUCCGCGUUUCCCGAGGACUUCUCCAUCCUCACCACUGUGAAAGCCAAGAAGGGCAGCCAGGCCUUCCUGGUCUCCAUCUACAAUGAGCAGGGCAUACAGCAGAUUGGCCUGGAACUGGGCCGCUCCCCCGUCUUCCUCUACGAGGACCACACGGGGAAACCCGGCCCCGAAGACUACCCCCUCUUCAGGGGCAUCAACCUGUCGGACGGCAAGUGGCACAGAAUUGCUCUCAGCAUCCACAAGAAAAACAUCACCUUGGUCCUGGAUUGCAAAAAGAAGAUCACCAAGUUCCUGGACCGCAGCAGCCACCCCGUCGUCGACGUCAACGGCAUCAUUGUGUUCGGCACCAGGAUUCUGGACGAGGAAGUGUUUGAGGGUGACAUCCAGCAGCUGCUCUUCGUCUCAGACCACCGGGCGGCUUACGACUACUGCGAGCAUUACAGCCCUGACUGCGACACGGCAGUUCCCGACAAGCCCCAGUCUCAGGACCCCAACCUCGACGAAUAUUACCCGAUAGGAGAGGGCGAAGGAGAGCCCUAUUACUACGAAUACCCCUACUACGAAGACCCCGAUGGCCAGGACAAAGGGCCCACCCCCACCCCGAAGCCAGUGGAAGCUGCUAGAGAAACCACGGAGAUCCCUGAGGAGCCGACCCUGCCCCCCACGCAAGCCCCGACUGUGCCUGAGGCCAGCGAGGGGCCCGGCAAGGAGCUCGACCCCGGCCUCGGCGACUACGAUUACCUGCCCAGCGAGGACUACUACACGCAGGCCCCCUACGAGGACAUCGGCUACGGGGAGGGCGUGGAGAACCCCGACCAGCCCACCGACCCCGGGGCGGGGGCCGAAGUUCCCACCAGCACCGUCCUCACCUCCAACUCCUCCGACCCAGCCCCGAAUCCAGAGGAUGGGAAGGAUGACUUCGAAGGGGAGUUCACUGAAGAGACCCUCCGGAACCUCGACGACAACUACUACGACCCCUACUUCGAUGCCACCGCCUCGCCGUCCGAGGUGGGACCGGGGAUGCCGGCGAACCAGGACACCAUCUAUGAAGGGGUUGGAGGGCCACGGGGCGAGAAGGGUCAGAAGGGAGAACCAGCCAUCGUCGAACCAGGCAUGCUCUUGGAGGGACCGCCCGGCCCCGAAGGCCCUGCCGGUCUUCCAGGACCUCCAGGGACCAUGGGUCCCACUGGCCAAGCCGGGGACCCCGGAGAGAGGGGCCCCCCUGGACGCCCGGGCCUCCCUGGAGCAGAUGGCCUGCCCGGCCCCCCUGGGACCAUGCUCAUGUUACCAUUCCGGUUCGGAGGGGGUGGCGAUGCUGGCUCCAAAGGCCCUAUGGUCUCGGCCCAGGAGUCGCAAGCCCAGGCCAUUCUGCAGCAGGCCCGGUUGGCGCUGAGGGGACCGGCCGGCCCGAUGGGUCUGACGGGGCGGCCCGGCCCCAUGGGCCCUCCUGGGAGCGGCGGUUUGAAGGGCGAGCCUGGAGACUUGGGACCUCAGGGUCCCCGAGGUGUGCAGGGCCCGCCUGGCCCCACGGGAAAGCCUGGAAGGAGGGGACGAGCUGGGAGUGAUGGUGCAAGAGGAAUGCCCGGGCAAACUGGCCCCAAGGGUGACCGCGGUUUCGAUGGCUUGGCUGGCUUGCCGGGCGAGAAGGGCCACAGGGGCGAUCCUGGUCCCUCCGGCCCGCCAGGACCUCCAGGAGAUGACGGAGAAAGGGGUGAUGAUGGAGAAGUCGGGCCCAGGGGGCUGCCUGGGGAGCCGGGGCCGCGUGGGCUACUUGGACCGAAGGGGCCCCCAGGGCCUCCUGGGCCUCCCGGUGUGACGGGUAUGGAUGGACAAACGGGCCCGAAAGGAAAUGUGGGUCCCCAAGGCGAACCCGGCCCCCCAGGGCAGCAGGGCAGUCCCGGUGCCCAGGGUCUUCCAGGCCCCCAGGGCGCCAUCGGGCCUCCAGGAGAGAAGGGUCCUCUGGGGAAGCCAGGGCUCCCCGGGAUGCCUGGUGCCGACGGACCCCCGGGGCACCCCGGCAAAGAAGGCCCUCCGGGAGAGAAAGGAGGCCAGGGUCCUCCUGGCCCCCAGGGUCCGAUCGGCUACCCGGGUCCCCGAGGAGUCAAGGGGGCCGAUGGCAUCCGCGGUUUGAAGGGCACAAAGGGCGAGAAGGGUGAAGACGGCUUUCCCGGAUUCAAGGGGGACAUGGGCAUCAAGGGAGACCGGGGGGAGAUUGGACCACCUGGCCCCAGAGGAGAAGACGGCCCCGAGGGCCCUAAGGGUCGCGGGGGCCCGAACGGCGACCCUGGGCCACUGGGCCCACCUGGGGAGAAGGGCAAACUUGGAGUCCCCGGAUUGCCAGGCUACCCGGGAAGACAAGGACCGAAGGGCUCUAUUGGAUUUCCUGGAUUUCCCGGUGCCAAUGGAGAGAAGGGCGGCAGGGGGACGCCUGGAAAGCCCGGACCACGAGGGCAGCGAGGCCCCACGGGCCCGCGGGGUGAAAGAGGCCCACGGGGCAUCACUGGGAAGCCGGGUCCCAAGGGCAACUCUGGAGGUGAUGGCCCGGCCGGCCCUCCAGGUGAACGGGGACCCAACGGACCUCAAGGACCCACGGGAUUCCCUGGACCCAAAGGCCCCCCUGGUCCCCCAGGCAAGGAUGGGCUCCCAGGACACCCUGGACAGAGAGGCGAGACUGGUUUCCAAGGCAAGACUGGCCCUCCAGGCCCCCCAGGUGUGGUCGGCCCUCAGGGUCCCACAGGGGAAACUGGCCCGAUGGGCGAGCGCGGCCACCCCGGGCCACCGGGUCCCCCUGGCGAGCAGGGGCUCCCGGGCCUGACAGGAAAAGAAGGGACGAAGGGUGACCCAGGCCCUGCUGGCAUCCCUGGGAAAGAUGGCCCUCCGGGAUUACGUGGCUUCCCCGGGGAUCGAGGGCUUCCCGGCCCAGUGGGAGCUCUUGGACUGAAAGGCAGCGAGGGCCCCCCCGGCCCGCCAGGACCCGCGGGGUCUCCAGGGGAGCGAGGUCCAGCUGGAGCUGCAGGGCCCAUCGGAAUUCCGGGGCGACCCGGGCCCCAGGGGCCUCCAGGGCCUGCUGGAGAGAAAGGCGCCCCCGGUGAGAAAGGUCCGCAAGGCCCAGCCGGCCGGGAUGGUCUCCAGGGUCCCGUGGGGCUCCCCGGCCCGGCUGGUCCCGUGGGCCCCCCUGGAGAAGAUGGCGACAAGGGAGAGAUCGGAGAGCCAGGACAGAAGGGGAGUAAGGGGGACAAGGGCGAACAGGGUCCCCCCGGGCCCACGGGUCCUCAAGGCCCCAUCGGACAGCCAGGCCCUGCCGGGGCUGACGGCGAGCCCGGUCCUCGAGGCCAGCAGGGCCUUUUCGGGCAGAAGGGUGACGAAGGUCCAAGAGGUUUUCCCGGGCCCCCUGGGCCGGUGGGGCUGCAGGGCUUGCCGGGGCCUCCUGGGGAGAAGGGCGAGACGGGAGAUGUCGGCCAAAUGGGCCCUCCCGGUCCCCCUGGCCCCCGAGGACCCUCCGGAGCCCCAGGUGCUGACGGGCCCCAAGGCCCCCCGGGAGGCAUCGGAAAUCCUGGCGCCGUGGGCGAGAAGGGCGAGCCUGGGGAAGCCGGCGAACCUGGCCUUCCGGGAGAGGGGGGUCCUCUGGGACCCAAAGGAGAGAGGGGAGAGAAGGGUGAGUCAGGCCCCUCUGGUGCUGCCGGACCCCCUGGACCCAAAGGCCCUCCUGGAGAUGACGGCCCCAAAGGCAGCCCGGGCCCCGUCGGUUUUCCUGGAGAUCCUGGUCCCCCCGGAGAGCCCGGCCCUGCGGGUCAGGAUGGCCCGCCCGGUGACAAAGGUGAUGACGGCGAACCUGGGCAGACGGGAUCCCCGGGCCCCACUGGAGAGCCGGGGCCCUCUGGGCCUCCGGGAAAAAGGGGCCCCCCUGGUCCCGCAGGCCCUGAGGGCCGACAGGGAGAGAAAGGAGCCAAGGGAGAAGCCGGCUUGGAAGGCCCUCCUGGGAAGACUGGCCCCAUCGGCCCCCAGGGGGCCCCCGGGAAGCCUGGGCCCGACGGCCUGCGCGGGAUCCCCGGCCCCGUGGGUGAACAGGGUCUGCCAGGAGCCCCCGGCCCGGACGGUCCCCCCGGCCCCAUGGGUCCCCCAGGACUCCCCGGCCUCAAAGGAGAUUCUGGUCCCAAAGGUGAAAAGGGCCACCCCGGCUUGAUUGGACUCAUCGGGCCGCCCGGCGAGCAGGGUGAAAAGGGUGACCGCGGACUGCCCGGCCCACAGGGCUCGUCGGGCCCCAAGGGAGAGCAGGGUAUCACUGGUCCCUCCGGCCCGAUCGGCCCCCCAGGGCCCCCUGGCUUGCCGGGCCCUCCCGGUCCCAAAGGUGCUAAGGGCUCCUCGGGUCCAACCGGCCCGAAGGGGGAGGCAGGCCACCCGGGACCCCCCGGCCCACCUGGCCCCCCGGGCGAGGUCAUCCAGCCCCUGCCGAUCCAGGCUUCCAGAACGCGGCGGAACAUCGACGCCAGCCAGCUGCUUGACGAUGGGAACGGCGAGAACUACGUGGACUACGCUGAUGGCAUGGAGGAGAUCUUUGGCUCGCUCAACUCGCUCAAACUGGAGAUUGAGCAGAUGAAGCGGCCCCUGGGCACGCAGCAGAACCCCGCCCGCACCUGCAAGGACCUGCAGCUCUGCCACCCCGACUUCCCGGACGGCGAAUACUGGGUGGAUCCCAACCAGGGCUGCUCCGGGGACUCCUUCAAAGUCUACUGCAACUUCACGGCCGGUGGCUCCACGUGUGUCUUCCCCGACAAGAAGUCCGAGGGGAGUAAAAUGGCCCGCUGGCCCAAAGAGCAGCCCUCCACCUGGUAUAGUCAGUACAAGCGGGGCUCCCUGGAGCUCCUGGCGGCACCUGGACUUGCGCUCUCCUACGUGGACGCCGAUGCCAACCCGGUGGGCGUGGUCCAGAUGACCUUCCUGCGGCUGCUGAGCGCCUCUGCCCAUCAGAACGUCACCUACAACUGCUACCAGUCGGUGGCCUGGCAGGACGCCGCCACGGGCAGCUACGACAAGGCCAUCCGCUUCCUGGGCUCCAACGACGAGGAAAUGUCCUACGACAACAACCCCUACAUCCGCGCCCUGGUGGACGGCUGUGCUACCAAGAAAGGCUAUCAGAAGACCGUCCUCGAGAUCGACACCCCCAAAGUGGAGCAGGUGCCCAUCGUGGACAUCAUGUUCAAUGACUUCGGUGAAGCGUCACAAAAAUUUGGGUUUGAAGUGGGGCCGGCCUGCUUCAUGGGCUAGAGGCAACGGAGCGGCCGGUGAGCAACGCGUAACCUCAGGCCGCGCUCGCGAGCGGCGUGCACAUCCCAACCCCGACCGUGAAGGUUCCCGCCCCUCUCGCCCGACUUCAGCUGCGCCCGGCGCCCCCGGCCCGGACCCCAAACGCGGGAGAGCAACGGGAGAGAGCCGUGUCCCCCGACCGGAGCCAAAUCACAUGACCUAGACGCAUCCCAGCCUCGGGGGGCCGCGCUCAGGGAGCCCCCGUGCCACCUCCUCGGGCCCGGCCGCCCCGCAUGCCACAGGCCGUGCUCCCUACCGCCGAGCUCGACCCGCUGCCCUCGGGGACCGCUCGCAGGGGAGGCUGCAGUAUUUGGACAUCCUUGCUCUUUUAAUUCAACUUGAAGAUAUGUGUUUCCCCUGACCUUCAAAGAGCGUUCCAGGCGGGCCUUGCAAAGGUCAUCCCGCCGCAGCCAGAGCCUCCGUUUUUAACAGCCCUCCACGCGAUCCAUGUGGAGCCAAAUGUCACCCCACAUGUGCCUUCCUGAGGGGUCACAGGUGCUUAUGUUUUCGUGAGUUUUAAGUAAAUAUUUGUAUUGUAGUGUUGUAAAUGUUCAGUGUCCUUGACUUUCAGUCCCAGGCUCCCGGGGCGCAUGGUGGAAGGUGUGCGUUCGGCACCGCAGUCCGGUUCCCUUCAGAGACGGGGACCCCACCCCCACCCUGAUCAAGAACGUGCAAUAAUUUGGAAACACCCCCUACCUCCCCACCCCACCCCGGGGCAGCAAGAUUCAGGCUGCCGUUGAAAAAGCAGCUGCCUGCGAGCCUUCUCGGACAAGUUUUGAUUUGCUCUGGAAUUUUUUUUUUUUUUUUUUAAUGGGGAGAAAAAAAAAUCCCCACCAAAUUUAUACUUUGCCUUUCCUCCCCACACUUAGAUGAAAAUGCAGGCUUAAAUUAAUUUUAAUUGCUUCCUUUUCCCACCUUUCUUCCUGCAGAGGCUGAUGGGAGGAUGCCCGGGGCAGGGAAACCACAUUUCUAUAGAUGAUAAUUCAAUGAAAAUUGGUGCUUCUUUUUACACUCCUCUCGUGGUGCUAUCUGUUGUAAGACCUCUCGAAGGCCGCACUGGGGAAACCUGGCCUUCCUCAUUCUCCCAGCCCAUUCCAUCCUGGUGGCCUUUGCCUCCACCCUGAGUUUUUGCCAAGGUCGCUGAGAUGGGUGCACGGCCCCUUCCCCGUCGCGGUGUGCGGGAGCCACCGGCCAGGUGGUGCUCGGGGAUCUGGCUGCCCCCGAUCAUGGGGUACGGGGUGGUGCCGCCUCGGCUCAAGGGCACACACGCCAAGUGAGCAGACUUCCUGGGUUGUGUCUGGUGUGCAAGCAGAUUGUGCUCCGUUGCCGAGUGUUUGUGGUGCUAAUUUUUCGUUUGUUCCAAGAACUGAAUUGAGACUGUCGAGCUGUCCCCUGGGUGGUCUCAGCUGGGCUGCCGUCAACGCAGCCCCGGCAGACAGACGUGUGCAACCAACUCCGAGCCUCCCGGGGCUGCCGGGAGCUCUUCCUGCCCACCUAAACAAUUUGGAUUUCCAUCUGCAAAUGUCCCAGGGCUCGGGUUCCAGCAGCCCUGGAGCUCAGUGCCCGGCACAGCUGCCUUCUCCUCGGUCCCUGGGCGGGGGGCGCCUUCCGAGGGCCGGAGGACCCCGGGGGCCUGCGAGGAAACGCGCUCCCUCACUGUGAAAAGUCACCUCCUUCCGAGCUGGGAAAGCACGUCGGGCCUGCGCCACUUUGGUGCUGUCCUCUGCCCACCGCGCCCUCCUCAGACGGCGGUCCCGGCUUCAGAAACCACCGCUGGGCCCCCCGGGAGUGAACCAUCGCCACCCUUCCCUGAAGGUCUGAACGAAGCAAGUCUUGCACUUGCCAAAGAAAAGUCUGAGAUUCCUUCGAGCGCAGAACACCGGCCGUGUCCAGCCCCGUGUGUGUCCAUCUCCUGGGAAGGAGAGCCGUGGCGGCCGCGCGGCGCCCGAGGAGCCGGUCUAGGUCAUGUGAUUUGGUUACAGUUUCCGCCACGCCUCACUGGUCUUUACUCUGUCAUCUGCUCCCCCUGUCGGCCCCGUCGAAGUCGUUGUAAUUUGUUUUGAAGUUCAAAACUUGUCCCGUUCUCCCCAGACUGCCUUAGCUACAGUGUAUUGCAAUAAAAUUACUUCUUAUAUUUGCA